This is a messenger RNA of Dentiscutata heterogama, 183 nucleotides long. The record is from the annotation of a GenBank genome assembly. Lineage: Eukaryota; Fungi; Glomeromycota; Glomeromycetes; Diversisporales; Gigasporaceae.
AUGAAUAAAUACCCAUCACGACAUACAAACACGACGAACAAGAUUAAAAACGAUGAAAUUCAAGAUUCCUUCAAUAAUGAAAACACCAGGUAUGGUGACCACCAACGACGAUCUUAUUUUUGGCUCCAAAACAAUGACACUGACGAAGAACUACAACCUAACCCGCCCGAACCAUAUCCAUAG